AAAGAAGCGAACAAACAAAAAUUCGACAUGAAGCGGCGGGGCAGGUGAUAUGUUGAAGCACACUGCACCUACACUUGCAGGCGCGACAGCGUCAACGCCGACCGCCACCGUAUCGCAGCGGCCCCUGCGACCGCUGGCGAUAUCUGCUGCCGCAAUCAGCGCGGCAUCUGCUUCCGCGUCCGCGUCAAGUACGGCGCCCGCAGUACCUGUUUCCUCGUCCGCAGCAGUCACAGGAAGCGGAAGUUCCUUAUCGGCCAACGGAACAGUCGAACGAUUGGUCAAUUCCUCGACCACCAGUAGAGGAAAUGGGAAUGAAUCGAAUUCCCAAAGAAAUGCAGCGGACAAUGAGAGAUCUGCCGCGAGGGAGUUGCAGCAAACGCCGAAGUUAGCGAACGGAAACUUGCCCAGAGGACUGAGUGUGUCGUCGGUGUUGUCGACGUCGCAUCAUCAGAGAGAGGUAGUGAUAAUUUGA
Messenger RNA from Ctenocephalides felis (cat flea), 472 nucleotides. RefSeq names its product midnolin homolog. The transcript has 2 exons. The coding region runs from base 50 to 472 and encodes 140 amino acids. The record is from RefSeq and is a predicted model, not a curated record. NCBI's taxonomy places the organism in Eukaryota, Metazoa, Arthropoda, Insecta, Siphonaptera, Pulicidae.